Messenger RNA from Ochlerotatus camptorhynchus, 1896 nucleotides. It is a transcript of the gene Mettl3, whose product is annotated as methyltransferase like 3. The transcript has 3 exons. Bases 45 to 1841 code for a protein of 598 amino acids. Gene Ontology annotation, molecular function: mRNA (2'-O-methyladenosine-N6-)-methyltransferase activity; mRNA m(6)A methyltransferase activity. The record is from RefSeq and is a predicted model, not a curated record. Gene Ontology annotation, cellular component: nucleus; RNA N6-methyladenosine methyltransferase complex. NCBI's taxonomy places the organism in Eukaryota, Metazoa, Arthropoda, Insecta, Diptera, Culicidae.
UAGCGGUUUUUCCAUUAGUAGUUUUACUCGUAGACACCGGAAAAAUGUCCUCCUGGGAGGAAAUUCACGCCCUCAAGGCAAAACGGAACACCCUGCGCGAGCGGUUGGAGAAACGGAAGAAGGAACGCCAGGAUCUGCUCGGCGGAAGUAGCCCCGGCCCGAGUGUGGUGGGUAUGAUCAAAACCGAGGCCGGCGUCACCGGAGUCGACGACAAGAGCAAGAUUCUGCUCACGGCCAUCAAGAUGGAACAAGACAUCGAUUCCGAAGUGGAGAGGACGUUGGUAAAAGUGCUGGCGGAUCGCAGUUUGAUUCUUCCCACCAACUCGUCCCAGAUAGCGCAGCGGGUGGAGAAGCUGAUUCAAAAGUUCACCCCGAACGAAUCGAUUCUGUGCUGUUUACAGAAGCUGUCCGGGCAGAACCUGGUCAAUAUUAAGGAAGUGAGCAUCGGUGGUACGGUCGGAUACGAGAUCACUUCCGCCGAGUAUGGCAACCUGCAGUCGCUGUACGAUAAUUUGCUUCUCAAUCAAAGCGAACGGGAAGCAACCAAGCGGAAAGCGAUCAAGGAGGAGAUGGAUUCCGACGCGAAGAUGGCCCGUUUGGGUUCGAGUUCGGUGAAGGAGGAAUUGUCGAAAAAACCUGGGGAAUCCAGCUCGCUGAGCAGUACAUCGGACAUUAUGUCGUUGCUGUCGCUGCCCUCGACGAGGGAGAAGCAAAGCAAGCAGGUCGGGGAGGAGAUUCUAGAACUGCUGACAAAACCAACGGCCAAGGAGCGUUCGUUGGCGGAAAAGUUCAAAUCGCAAGGUGGAGCGCAAGUGAUGGAAUUCUGCCCCCACGGAACCAGGAUCGAAUGUUUGCGCUCGCUGGAGGCUGCGAACGAUGCUUUGCUCAAAAGCGAAGACGACGAUGACGUUAUCAUCAGUGACGAUAAUAAUGGGUUUGAGAUUGUCGAGAUUAAAAAGGAGCAGGACGACGAGAAGGGCAAGUUCCAGUGCAACAAGUUACACUUCAAAAAGAUUAUUCAAUCGCAUACGGAUGAGUCGUUGGGAGAUUGCAGUUUUCUGAAUACGUGCUUCCACAUGGACACGUGUAAGUACGUGCACUAUGAAGUGGAUACGUACGUUGGUCAGAAUACCGGUUCAAAGUUCGAAGGGGAAGGUUCGUUGGCUUCCAAGCGAACAAUUGACCCCUGUGCGACGUUGUAUCCGCCUCAGUGGAUCCAAUGUGACCUGCGUUACUUGGACAUGACCGUACUGGGAAAGUUUGCCGUGGUGAUGGCCGAUCCGCCUUGGGAUAUUCACAUGGAACUUCCUUACGGAACGAUGUCCGACGACGAGAUGAGACAGUUGGGGGUUCCGGCGUUGCAGGAUGAUGGCUUGAUAUUUCUUUGGGUCACCGGCCGUGCGAUGGAACUGGGUAGGGAGUGUCUCAAGCUGUGGGGCUACGAACGUGUAGACGAGCUGAUCUGGGUGAAAACCAAUCAACUGCAGCGAAUAAUUCGCACCGGUCGGACCGGCCACUGGUUGAAUCAUGGCAAAGAGCACUGCCUGGUUGGCAUGAAGGGCAAUCCGCCAAACUUGAACCGUGGGCUGGAUUGCGAUGUGAUCGUUGCCGAAGUGCGCGCGACCAGCCACAAGCCGGAUGAAAUUUAUGGGAUCAUCGAGCGCCUGAGCCCCGGUACGAGGAAGAUCGAACUGUUCGGCAGACCGCACAAUGUGCAGCCCAAUUGGAUAACACUCGGUAACCAGCUGGACGGGAUUCGCCUUGUGGAUCCAGAAUUGAUUAGUUCGUUUCAGAAACGCUACCCCGAUGGGAACUGUAUGACGCCCGGAAAGAAUCCCUAAUUGUACGUAUUGGUGAUUUACUACAGAUUGUCUUAAUAAAAGUAUUUGAUAACCC